Trichoderma reesei QM6a is the source of this 906-nucleotide messenger RNA. RefSeq lists its product as uncharacterized. The record is from RefSeq and is a predicted model, not a curated record. Lineage: Eukaryota; Fungi; Ascomycota; Sordariomycetes; Hypocreales; Hypocreaceae. The transcript has 4 exons. The annotation marks the transcript as partial. Gene Ontology annotation, cellular component: nucleus. Gene Ontology annotation, molecular function: DNA N-glycosylase activity; damaged DNA binding; DNA-(apurinic or apyrimidinic site) endonuclease activity. Gene Ontology annotation, biological process: base-excision repair.
GUUGCUCGUAUCGUCCACUAUCUCCGCCAGCGGCUGGUUGGAAAGACCAUUGCCAGCGCCGCAGCCAUCGAUGACAACAGUGUCUUUGGCAAGGUUGGCACCAGCGGCAAAGAGGUCGAAGCGGCUUUGAAAGGCAGAAAGGUCAUCUCUUCCGGCUCACAAGGCAAAUACUUUUGGAUAACAUUUGACAAACCGCCACAUCUGGUAAUGCACUUUGGCAUGACGGGCUGGGUCCACAUCAACGGCGAACGAACCGCCUACACAAACUACUACAAGAAAAUGAAAGAAAGCGACAUCGCCCAGUGGCCCCCCAAGUUCUGGAAGUUCCACCUCACCACCGACGCCAAAGACGGCGACCCCGUCCAAGUCGCCUUCACCGACGCCCGCCGCUUCGGCCGCGUCCGCCUCGUCGACUGUCCCGGCGACGCCAUCCGCCAGCACUCCCCCCUCGUGGAGAACGGCCCCGACCCCGUCGUCGACAAGGACAUCUUCACGGAAACCUACCUGCGGGACAAGAUGAAGAACCGCCACGUCCCCGUCAAGGCGUUCCUGCUCGACCAGGCCAUGAUCAGCGGCAUCGGCAACUGGGUCGCCGACGAGACGCUCUACCAGGCCAAGCUCCAUCCCGAGCAGUACUCGGAUACAUUCUCCGCUGCGGAAAUCAAGCGGCUGCACGAGGCCAUUCGGUACGUCUGCCAGCUGGCCGUCGACAAGCUGGGCGACUCGGACCAGUUCCCGGAUCACUGGCUCUUCAAGCACCGCUGGGGAAAGGGCGACAAGGGCGCGGCGACGAAGCUGCCAAACGGAGAGAAGAUUGCAUUCAUUACGGUGGGCGGGAGAACGAGCUGUUAUGCGCCGGGCGUGCAGAAGAAGACUGGCGCGGUUGUUUCUGGCGCAAAGGAGGAG